UCGAUGCUAUUGACUGGACGGCAACGCCAUCUUGAAAAGUGUCCUCCAUUGCCAACUAUUUCACGUUGGCCACAUCUAGUCAGUUUUAAAUGUUUGAUUUCUCCGUCACAUUUUAUAUGUAUUUGUGUUUGGAACCGAUUAUUGCUUUUGGACAAUUGGAAAGAUAUUCAUGCUGGAGACUCGCCGGUCUCAAAUUUGUUGGUGGUGUACUGCUGAAUGUGCGCCGCUGUUGUGAUCGUCCAUUUUGCUGAUUAACCCGGAAGUGCUGACUAACCUGGAAUGGGCCACGCAUAUCACACCGCAGAACUGCCUUUUUUUUAACCUGAGCUCUGGUGUCUGGCCUACCCACAGAAUAGGACAAAUAUGUUUUGGAAAUUUGACCUCCACGCCACAUCCCACAUUGACACUCUGCUGGAGAGGGACGAUGUAAGACUAACCGAUGUAAUGGAUGAGGAGGAUGUUCUGCAAGAGUGCAAAGCCCAAAACCACAAACUGGUUGACUUCCUUUUGAGACCAGAGUGCAUGGAGGAGCUUGUCACCUUCAUUACGCAGGAACCGAGCGCUGAUGUUGAGGAAAACAUUAAAUACAAGUAUCCCAACAUAUCAUGUGAGCUGCUCACGUCAGAUGUGAGCCAAAUUAACGACAGAUUAGUGGAAGAUGAAAAACUGCUGGUGAAAUUGUACGGCUUUCUCCAGAACCAGCCACCUCUUAAUCCACUUCUGGCCAGCUUCUUCUCUAAGGUCUUGUCUAUUCUUAUAGGACGCAAACCUGAACAGAUCGUGGAGUUUCUCCGGAAGAGGGAGGACUUUGUAGACCUGAUGAUCAAACACAUAGGGACCUCAGCCAUCAUGGACCUGCUUCUCAGAAUGCUCACCUGCAUUGAACCACAGCUGUUGCGACAGGAUGUCCUUAUUUGGCUGAAUCAGGAAAAUAUCAUUCAGAGGCUUGUGGACAUGGUUCAGCCAUCGCUUGAUGAAGAUAGACACUCCAACGCCUCACAGUCACUGUGUGAGAUCAUCAGACUGAGCCGAGACCAGAUGUUCCAGGUUCAGGGAUGCCCACAGCCAGACCCAUUACUGGCUACACUUGAAAAGCAGACCACGGUAGAGAAGCUUCUGUCCCAUAUCUUCGAUAAGGAGAAGAAUGAAUCUGCGAUUGUCAGUGUCAUCCAGAUCCUUCUUACACUGUUUGAGACAAGACGACCAGCGUUUGAGGGCCAUAUGGAAUGCUCCCCUAGAAUGUCCAAUCCUUCAUUCUCAGUCAACCAUAGCAUCUUGGAGGCUGUGAGACCACGCCUCAAAGACUUUCAUCAACUGCUGCUGGAUCCCCCAAAGAACGAGAUGAUGAGGACAACGUGGGGGGUGCUCGAUCCUCCUGUGGGUAACGCAAGGCUCCAUGUGGUCAGACUCGUGGUCAGUCUGUUGCAAACCAACACUCCCUGCAUCAGUAAAGAGCUCAUUCACCUCAACACCCUGGGAGUAAUACUUGAUAUGUAUUUCAGAUACAUCUGGAACAACUUCCUCCACAUCCAGGUGGAAAUCUGUACAGCUGUGAUUCUGGUCAUGCCACCUUUCACCACUGAAGUCCAGCUCGACACAGAACAAGAAAAUGCCAGAGAGAGCAUCCUCGUCAGACAUUUGUUUCAAAAAUGCCAUUUCAUCCAGAGAAUCGUUGAUGCUUGGAACACUAAUGAAAAGGAGCAGCUAGAAGGUGGUCGGCGGCGAGGUUACAUGGGUCACCUCACAAGAAUAGCUAAUUCAAUACUUCAUAACUGUGACAAAGGCCCUAACGGAUUACAGAUACAACAGCUCAUCGCUGAACUUAAAGUGGAGGACAGAGAAAAAUGGGAGGCCUUCAUAUCUGGGCAGCUGGCUGACACAAACAAGAGAAACACUGUUGACCUGGUGACAACACACCAGAUCCAAUCCUCAACUGAUGAUGAGGUUGACUUUAAAGAUAGCAGCUUUCAUCAUGACUCAUCUCUACAACAAGCGUUUUCUGAUUAUCAGAUGCAACAAAUGACGUCCAAUUUUAUUGAGCAGUUUGGCUUCAAUGACGAAGAGUUUGCUGAUCCAGAUGAUGUUUUGGAUAUUCCCUUUGACAGAAUAUCAGACAUCAGUUUUUCACUCAAUACAAAUGAAAGUGUGAAAGUAGCUAUGUUUGAAGCACGCUGUAGAGAGAAAAUCCAGCAGUUUGAGGAUGCUGGUUCAGAUGAGGAGGACAUCUGGGAUGAAAAAGAUGUUGCCUUUGUACCAGAGGCACAGAGGCGCCCCAGGAGUGCAGGCAGCACAGACAGCGAAGACAGCACUGACUCAGAGGAAGAGGAUUCCAAGAAAGAUGCGUUUGAAGCGUCUAAUCCCAGCUCUGAAGACAUUAUGGAAGUUGAAACAGACACAGCUUGGAGCGGCUAUUCAGCUCCAAAUUCCAACUCAGAGACAGGCUGGGCUGAUUUCUCUAACUUCUCCACCACCAGCCCCAAUGACCCACUAAUGUGCAACUCUCCCGUUGCUAUGGAAACCAACAUCGAGAAACUGGAUCCGCUGAGUGUCAUUGGACCAUUAUAUUCGGAUGAAAGUCAUGGCUGGCUGAGUCCUAGUAUUUCUUCUUGCUCUUCCGUCACAUCUAAGGGUUGUGGAAGAUCUAAAAUGGAGGAUGAAACUACCUGCAGCGUUCAACGCAGUAUUACAGAUACAGUCAUCAACGGCUCCAUAAAAGAGACUUUCAGCCUCACUGUUGAUGCCAAGACUGAGACGGCUGUCUUCAAGAGAGUGUUGAAAUCAUAUCGCAAUGACAAGUGCCAGUACGCAAUGGAAUUCCCUUAUGGCCCUCGAGAGGAAAUGUCCAACAUAGAUGAUGCCAAGUAAGUCACAUUGUCCCUUUAUUCCAUUUAC
Messenger RNA from Hippocampus comes (tiger tail seahorse), 2892 nucleotides. It is a transcript of the gene ppp6r3, whose product is annotated as protein phosphatase 6, regulatory subunit 3. NCBI's taxonomy places the organism in Eukaryota, Metazoa, Chordata, Actinopteri, Syngnathiformes, Syngnathidae. The record is from RefSeq and is a predicted model, not a curated record. The transcript has 24 exons. The coding region runs from base 364 to 2865 and encodes 833 amino acids. Gene Ontology annotation, molecular function: protein phosphatase binding; protein phosphatase regulator activity. Gene Ontology annotation, cellular component: cytosol; nucleus.